Adineta ricciae is the source of this 3777-nucleotide messenger RNA. The record is from the annotation of a GenBank genome assembly. Lineage: Eukaryota; Metazoa; Rotifera; Eurotatoria; Adinetida; Adinetidae.
AUGGACGCAGAGGAUGAGCAAAGUUUGGAGGAGCGUCUUCGUGCACAGGCUAAUAGUAAUACGAAUAAACCAUUGACAACUCGGCAAACAUCGACCAAUAAAUCAAGCCGGCAUACAUUUAAAGAUGAAAAAAUUGAAUCGCACACUGAUAAAAACGGCAUUUGUUAUCGAGUUGGAGAUCAUGUCUAUCUGGAAACAAAUAAACAAGCCGAACCUUACUCAAUUGCUUCGAUCUUGGAUUUCCGUUUAACAAGAAAAGACCAUGUUAUGUUAGAAGUUCGAUGGUAUUAUCGACCAGCUGAGAUUCCACCUAAUCUUUACCAUCUUCUCAUCGAAGAUCGAUAUCAUGAAAAUCUACACACUAUUACAGAGGGUAACAAUCAAACAUCAACAUCAAUUAAAGAUAAACAAACGAAAGAUUCUGGUAUAAUACAAGAUCCGAAUAUUAUUGGUCGAGAAUUAUUCGUAUCGGAAAUCAAAGAAUUCUAUCCGGCCGUACACAUUAAAGGCCGGUGCCGUGUCGCGCAUUACCAAGAUAUUGAAGAAGCUCGUGCAUUCAAACCCGAUCCGGAUACGUUCUUUUAUAUUUUAACAUAUAACCCGGAAGCACGCAGACUGGCGAACACGCAAGGCGAAAUUCGUGUUGGCCCAUCACAUCAAGCCAAACUACCACUUUUGAAAUCCUAUUCACCCUCAACAUUAACAAAUGGUCUUAAUGAUGAGAUGCCAAGUUCUUUGCGCGAAGAAUUAUUGUGGAAGAAUAAAACAUCCGACAUUGAUUUAUCCAUGUACUUACAAGCAGCGAGAUCGAUUGCCGCGUUCGCUGGAAUGUGCGAUCGAGGUUUACCAGAAGAUAUGUAUGAUGUCGCGCAACGUGAUGACACAACAAUUAAUGCAUUAAAUACUUUACAUAAUCACGAUUAUGAUUGUAAGCGUGCUAUACAAUCGUUAGUAAAGUGUCCAAUACCGAAAGGUAUCGAUCGAAAAUGGUCAGAUGAUGAUCAGAAGAAGUUCAUCAAAGGUUUGAGACAAUAUGGAAAAAACUUUUAUCGCAUACGAAAAGAACAGCUACCACAUAAAGAAACAUCCGAUCUAGUCGAGUUUUAUUAUCUUUGGAAGAAAACUCCACAAGCGCAAUCAAGUCGUCCGCGUCGUCGACAGCGUCCAUGUUCAACAUCGGUGAAUCUAUCGACGACUCCUACACCAGCGAAACAACGGAACGCGAAAGCAAACAAUAAAGACGAAUCUGAGCAUAAUUCCGACAAUGACGAUAACAAUGCAACAGAUACCGAUGAACAAUUUUGUCGACAUUGUCAAACAUCAUCCAAAGAUUUACAAGCAGGCGGACGUGAUAGUCAACAACUAUGCUACGAUUGCCGCAUGUAUUAUAAAAAAUAUGGCGAAAUGCCAAUUAUUAGUCAAGAACCUCCACCAUAUCUAUUCAAACCAUUGAAUGAAACAAGUCCAAGUAAUAGUACAAGUAGUAAACGAAAACGAAACAGAUUGAAGCAAUCGUCGUCGCCAACUCCAUCGGCAUCAUCGGCGCCUGUGGCUUCGACACCAACUGUUGACAAAUCUGAAGAGACCACGAAGACAUCUCUGACGCGAUCGAAAAAGAAAACCCGUGUCAAUGAACAAACAUCAUCUGGCAAACAAGAGGGCGAAGACGAAGAAGAUAGCGGCAAAGACGAAUCGACGGUCAACAAUGGAAUCAAAGCAGAAGAACAAGAAAAUGAAAAACCACUACUAGAAUCAUCAGAGACGAUUCCUCCGAUAACAACAUCAGGUUUCCUAAUUAAAACAGAUGAUCUACCAACGUCUACACUUUCCCAGCCAUUACCAUCAUUGAUAAUCAAUUCGACCACAUGUAAACAGGAAAUUAGUUCGCCAACAUCAGCAUCUGCUGGUAGCGGCCCAGCUAAAAUAACGAAUAAGAUUCUCAUUGAUCACACAAAACAAAGCAAUGCAAAUCUAAUUGUAUCUCCAUCAUCAUCAUCAUCAGCAGCAGCAGCAAUCAAAUCAGAGCAAACAAAUUCAAACGAUUCAACACUCCAUUCAAAUCUUUUACAACCAUCAUUAUUAUCUUCACCUCGUUCAGCAUUUUCUCGCACAUCAAAAACAUCUAUUCAUAGUCCAGAUCAACGACGCAUACCAAAAGAAGAAGCUGUUUCUCCAUCAUCGCAUCGAUCACACUCAAGUAGCCUUAAUUACACAUCAAAAUCAACACCUAUGCACCCAACGAUACUCAGUGGCGAUGUCACUCCGUCAUCGUCUCUAAAUAUUCCACCCCCACCAUUGCUAAUACCAUCAUCGUUACACGAAUCAAAAGAUAAUGAUCUACUAACAACGGAUAUACCAGAUGAUGGCAAUACAUCAGAUAAUUCAGCAAAUGGUACUAGUGAAGUCAAUCAUGAUGAUGGUCCUGCGCCAAUGUUAUGUGAAAGAGAAUGCUACAAUAAAUCCGAAGGAAUCGUUUUAUUGCAAGUGUAUGAUCGUUCGAAAUCACAAAACUCUUGUGCACGUACUGAUAUCAUGCUUAAACGAGGUUCACGUAUCCGUCGCAAACCACAAUCAACCAGCAAUAAUGAGAAACAGCAGCAGCAGCCAUCACAACAACAACAACAACAACAACAACAACACCAACAAUCUUCACAACAUGACACUUCAUCGAUACCUUCGAUGCCAUCAGUACCACCGUCAUCGGCGGCUGCAGCUGCGGCAGCAAUGAUGAUGAUGGGUAUGAAACAAGAAGAUCGCAAUUUAUCGAAAUUACCGUUUUCAUUGGAUAAAGGACCUCCUCUACUUCAUUCAUCUGGGCCGCCGCCACUCUUUCCACCAUUGAAUCCUCAUCAUGAUCCAUUGUUGAUGAAUCGUAAUAAUUCUCUAUUUCAUCCUAUGCCAUUACAUGCUCUCUCAUCCGCACAUAAACCACCUGGAUCUGGUGCUAGUGGCCCACCACCAUUAAAUUUUUCAUUACCAUUCGGCCCGUCUCCACAUGAUAAUGGUGCACUACGUCAAUUUGAUCCAUUGGGCUUGCGUCUAAUGAAUCCAGCAGCUGCAGCGGCUGCUCAACUAUUCGCUGCUCAAUCACAUUUCAAUGCUAAUGCUAGCCGUCCAUCUCCGAAUGGCUUUGAUCCGACAACAGCCGCUCUUUUGCUCGAUCCACGCUAUCGUAGCAUGAUUUCACCAUUUGGUACCUCAUCAUCCGCCUCAACUGGUCUACCAUCAUCAACAGCAAAUUCAUCGUCAUCAUCAUCCGCCAAUGCUUCUAAUAGUGCACAUAGUCAUUCACAUGUUCAUUCCCAUUCUCAUACACAUCUUCAUUUAAAUAAUAAUGAUUCGUCAGCAUCGGGAUCGACAAAUAAUUCAAAUGGUCCUACAUUACAACCACCGCCAAUGAUGCCAUUUGCUAAUUCACUUUCAAGUCUUUCUCAUGCCGGUCCACUAUUACAUCCAUCUGGUCCACCACAAUCACAUUCGUCACCAUCGAUGGCAAGUCUCGAAGCAAUGCAUAACUUGUCACGUGAACGUGAAUUGAUGGCAUUUAUGUUUGCCAAUAGUUCUCGGUUUGAUCCCAUGUCAUUAGCACUUGCGGCUAAUCCACUUCAAAUGCCACCACGUCAUGAAGAUCUCUCGCGGAUGCAUUCUCGGGAACGAUCCUUACGUGAACAUAGUGAAAAUGAAUUUCGUCGUUUGAAUCUAGACGCUGAAAGACAGCAACAGCAACUUCGAUUUCCAUUUCAUCCUCAACCCGAUGACUUGCUUCGUCGAUUCUAA